CUCACUCAACCCUUUCUUUUAUUUCUCUCUUUUUUUUUUCUGCACGUCUUUUGCUUUCUUUCUUCAUUGGGUUGUAAAAAGUUAUAUAGUUGCUGGAGAUCUUUUAAUACCUUUUUCCUUUUUUGAUUUUCAGAGUCUACGAUCAUGAAGAUCAAAAAGUCUCCAUCAAAGAAACUGGCAUCGCUGCCUUCUGCACUAAGUCUUGCUGUGAAGCAUCUCGAGCAAGAUCCAGAAGACCAGAUUCCUAUUUGGACCGAGAAAGUCCAGGAUUGGACUUUUCCACGAGGCGAUCUAUUUCAUUGGACCCAUGUGCUCAAUCGCUUUGACUCGAUCUUGGAAAGAAUUUGCUCAGAGUACGAUCUCGACAAAUUCCAAACCAAAGUCUUUGACUCUUCCACCAAACGCUUGCUGUUGGCCAUCACCAACUUUUCAAGGACCCUUUUCGAAAAUUGCACCAAUAGAAAUAUCUACAACUCAUACGAGCAUUUAAAUUCAUUGCUUAAUACGUCGGAUAUGGAUGUUUUGGAAGCGGUAUUGCGUCUGAUGUUGCGUCCGGCGCAGCGUGUGAAUAAUCCUCGAGCUAUUCGGUCGAGCUUCAUUGCACCUCAAGAUAAAAGUAUUGAGCUCGCUCGUGGCUGGUCAGUCGACACGCAUUUAGCCAGUCUCUGUGAUGACAAUAUGGUCAUUACGGAAGAAAUGACAACAUUGAAAUUGCAAUAUUACCUCACGCGCACCGAUAACAACCAGGAAAACGAGGGUGUCAAUACAAUUUCCUUGCAACUGGCGGGCGAUACACGAGACGACAGCGAGAUAUUUGCCGAUUUGGUGAAGCAGCAUAGUAUCCCCCUUGAAUACCAUUUCGAGCUGGCCAAUCGUAUCCGCAUUGCCAAACACAUCAACCAACCCACCGAACGCAGGCAGUUGCUCAUUAUCCAAAUUCUCGCCAUUGCCAUCAUGGCUCACACGGUAUCGGAUACAACGGCUCAGAAUCGCGUGUUUGUGUAUGAACCUCAUCUUGUCAACUACCUCGCCGAACUUAUACAACCUGAGAAAUCCAUUCCCUACGAUGUUCAAACAUAUGCACUCUUUGCCCUGGAUGCCAUUGCAAGACAUCGAAGUAAACUCUCGGAGAUACUCACCGCGUUCAACGCAUCCGCGAACCAUGGUCCUUUGCUUCACAUUCUUCGUCACAUCAACACCGACAAAUCAGAACUUCCUCAAGGAUUCUUGGAUGCGCUUUUCACGCUAUUGUCGUACCUGUUACAGACUCAAACAGGAGGUCAAAUGCUGAUGUCGGCCGGUAUCAUUCCCACCCUACUACAUAUCGUUGAAAAUCAACAGUAUAUCCUUGUCAAAAAUGUAACCAAAGUGGUGGGCUUAUUGGAUACCAUUGUGAACUCCGUAUCCACUUCAUUCCCAGCUUUCUGUAACGCAGGCGGAUUGGAUAUCUUAUUGGCGAGAAUCAAGACCGAGGUAGAGAAUUGCAUUCAAGCAACGUUUGCUUCCAGCGAUUCAAUGGAGGUGGAACCCAGUCACCAAACUACUGAGGACAUGGAAAAUUCACUGGGGGCCUUGGCUCCUCACAACCGACUGUCGCUGGUGAAAACCAUGUUGAAGUUUUUGAUUCGUAUGAUGGAAUCCUCAGGCACCGCCGAUGGAUUACGUAACUUGAUCGAUUCAUCCUUGCCCAACUCUUUGAAACUUAUCAUGGAGAACCCAAAGGUGUUUGGCAACAGUGUAUUUGCACUAACGACCAAUGUCAUUACUACGUUUAUCCAUAAUGAGCCGACUUCGUUACCCAUUUUGCAAGAAGCCAAACUUCCGCAAAGCUUCUUACAAACCAUCACCAAUUACGACAAUGCUACUAGCGAAGUCUUGAUCGCGGCAGUUCACGCGUUUGGUGCCAUCUGUCUCAAUCCUCCUGGUUUGGAAAUGUUCAAUCAAGUGAAACCGUUACCUCACUUCUUCGACAUGAUGACGAGUCACGAGUUCUUGCGACAAUCGUCGGAAAUCGAUGCGUCUACCAAUCUAGGCAGCACUAUGGACGAGUUAAUUCGCCAUCAUCCAUCCUUGAAGCCCGAAGUAUUUUCGUGCAUUACUUGCAUGAUCAAGAAGGUGAUGGAAAUGGGUCGUAGCGAUGUCGGCAAACCAAGCAAUAACAGCCAUCUACUGCAAUUGACCAAGAAAGCCGGAACGAUGGAUGUGGAAAUGUCGGAUCGGGAAGAUACCAAGACCGAAGACCCAAAGGCUGAAGAGAAGGUGGAAUGUCUGCUCGUAUCUUUUAUUGAUCUGAUCUCCAGAUUUCUCGAGGGGCUAUUCCAAAAUCAGUCCAACAUUCGUGAAUUUGUCAAAGAAGGAUGCCCUGAAAUGUUGUUGGAUUUCUAUUCACUUCCUUUCCUUCCCGCGGAUUUCUCAGUUUCCAUUGCUUCAGAUUCGUUGGCAUACCUCUUCCGUCUCAUCACUGAAGUGAGCCCAUUGCCCACCGUACUUGCUAUCAGUGAAAAGGUCAAACAGUCCAUUAAAAACACCCUCGGCAAUGACGAUACAUCAAGAACCGAAAGCAUGGUCAAGGACUUUAUCGACAUCAAAGACGAUGAAACCGAAAAAAUCGAGCGUGGAAACAAGUUGUUUCGUCAACUGAUUGAAAUGUUUGGUUAUGUUGAGCUUCUUGCCAACAUUUGUUGCUCGGCCAUUCUAACCCAUGGCAAGAAUGGGAUCUCUCUGGUCAACGAAUUCGUGUCUCAAGACGAUAAUGACAAUAUCAUUUUGCUUCUAGGUCAUUUGCAUAGAUCCAUGGUGUGGGAAACCAUUUUAUUGCGUGAAUCCGUACCGAAAUCGUGGUAUCAAUUCAAACCCGCCAAAAAGGGAGUGAACAAUCUUUCCACUGAGAAUCCUUUGGGUAUCUCGAGUGGUGGCGAUGCUCAAUCAUCGACUUCCGAACCCUCGGCCAGUUCCUCUUUGACGGAUAAAAAGCAAGACACCCCCGACGCCAAAGAUCCUCGCAUCAUGAAUAUCAAACACUUUAAGCUCUUUUUCAGUGAAACGCCUCCUGCUUUGAUGCCCGUAUUCCAAGGCUUGAUCAAAGUGGCCUGUAGUCGACGCAUGAUUGAUACCAAUUUCCGACAUCAAGCACUUCGAUUAUCGGAAUUGAUGACGAGGAUCAUGAAGAACAGUUUAACCUGGUCUCAGACAAAGGGGGAAAACGCACCUCCGUGCAAAUACGAUUAUUUGGCGUCCAUGUUCUCAAUGAUUUCCAUGUUGAUUCUUGAUGACCGUGCUCAAGCGUCCUUCCAAACGCCGUUGGUGGUUACAUUUGAGCGCCAUGGUGCAAUUGAUCUUUUGCUGGAGAUUUUGGAUGAGAACUGGCGUAUGGCUGAAGGAAUUGAGUCGAUUCCCGUGGAUCAGCGUGAAGAUAAAGACCAAGUCGAUUUAUUACCUCGUAUUGAUACCAGUAUCGAGCUUUUACUUGUGGUUCUCCAUCACAUCGGGUCUCCCAAGUUACUGCAUGAUUCCCCGGUGACGGCACCUCUCAUUUGUACAGAUCAGCAAUCGCCCAAUUAUUUUGAUCCUCAUGAAUGGAUGGUGAAUGUCCAUUUGAAAUUGUCGGCAUGCAAGAAGCAUUUGAACAGUCCAAAUCUUCACCAGUUCCCGAGCUUUGUUUUACGCACCUUGUUAAGAGUGAUCAUGCAGAUCAUGAAAGGUGAAGGGGAACCCCACACCGGCACCGAACCUCGCGCCUCCGGUACGACAACGUCCAUUUUGGGUUCACUUGCUUCGCCCAUGACCCUCGUUCACGCUCCUUUGACCCCCGAUCGUCGUGGAGUACAAAUCUUGGAAGAUAUGGGUUUCAAUCGAACUGCCGCUGAGCAAGCCAUGGUACGAUGCAACAAUCAAAUUCCUCGUGCGGUCGAUUACCUGUUUAGUCAUCCUACGCCCAUGAUCACCAGUAAUACCGAAGCUUCCUCGAAUGGACAACCGCCGUCUCAAGAUAAUACCACGCAAGAAUCAAAUGACGGAUCCAACGCCGAUACUUUUGAUGAAUCAGGCGAUGCGCCUUCAGUGCAAGAUGAAGACAGCGAUAUGGAAGCCGCCGAUGCCGAUGAAUUCAGAGACAUGCUUUCAUCCGCUUUUGAUCUUUCAACUCGUCCGUUGCCAUCCUCGACUCGGCCGUCACGGUCCCCUCAAUCGGACGCCAACGACAAGGGCAAACAAAAGGCGCCGACCGCGAGGACGGUUGAACUCAAUGAUAUUCGAUCAGGAUUGAAAGAUGCACUUCCUUCCAUUUUAUUGGACUUGGUGGAAAAACGUGACGACAUGGUCUUUGAUGUGCAUGACUUGUUGUCAGUCAUUUGCAAAGGCGAAGGUGCGAAUGCGACGGCAGAGCGAAUCUUGUCUUCGUUGACAACGCAUAUUGAAGAAACACUGAAAUCGGAAAAGGCGACUUCGACGACCCUGAGAACCCAACUUCGUUUAAUGGCGCUCAUGUUGAAAGAGCAGCAUGUGCAGCCUAUGGUCCCUGAAACCGCACUCCGUCUGUCUUUCCUGUUCACCGUCAUUGAAUCCUCGAAGGAAAUUGCCGAUCCCGACCAACCGACGCCAGCAUGGUUGCCUGCCGUAUUUCUUGUACUCGAAGCCAUGAUUUCGCAAUCGGAUGAAUCGAUGAUUAACGCCGCGAUUGAAAAACUGCAAAAGGAGAAUAAUGCUACAUCGACCAAGGACGACAGUGACAAAAAGCAUUUUGUCAUGACCGAUCACCAACGGGAUGUGUUACUCAAGACUUGUAUUCACAUUCUCAAGAAGACCAAUGUAUUAAAGUCGGAUGCCUAUGCUGUGCUUCGUAUCAUUGUCCGUAUCACCAAAUACAAUUCGGUUGCUUUGCAGUUUGUCGAACUCGGCGGUCUUGAACUCUUGUUCAAUCGACCGCUUCAAUCCAUUGACGGGUUCAAGAGUCAUCAAGCCUUCAUUAUCCUGAUUCUGCGGCACAUCAUCGAAACCAAAUCUGUCAUCACGGAACAUAUGGAACAAGUGAUUCGCAAUUGGCUCACAGAACCUCGUCCUCGUCAUUCGGAAGUUGGCUACUUCCUUCGCGGCAAUGCUCAUUUUGCUCUCCGCGAUUUGGAAUCGUUUAUUAAUGUGACGACCAAACUUUGCAAGCUAAGUCGAUACAACGAAACCGAUACGAAUCGCCAAAUUCAGCUAAAGUCGAAAGAAGAAUUGGAGGAAAUGGAUGCUUCGACUGAGAAGACGACAACGGCGGUUGGACCCAUGGAAGCCAGCAAAUUCGAAACUUCCAUCCAUCACGGCAGCGACGCUCGUGCACGUUCGGAGCAUUCCGAUUUCGUCAUUAACCAUAUUCUGAAUGAAUUAUGGACCGUUCGUCAUGAAAAAUUGGAAGCGCCAGAAACCACCGAAGACAAUGAAGAGACCAAGAAGAAAAAGGCCGACCUCAAGUACGGUUACACGGGCUUUUUGUUGCAGUGCCUUGCCGAAUUGGUGUUAUCAUACGAAUCGUGCAAAUACGACAUUUAUGUCUACAGUCGUCGACGUCACAGCAAUGUGGCCCGUCCGCGUCACUCGUUAUUGAACAUGUUGAUCAACGAUCUGUUACCUUACAAUGCCAUCAAGGCGACUGAGGAGAAAUCGCGCAAGGAGCAAGUGCUUUCCAUGUGGACCGUUUCGGUGUUGGUGGCCAUGUGCAAUGAGACGGGAUCCAAGAACAAGUCCGAAACGAAUACGAGCGGUAAGAAUGAACUGACCCAAAUCCGAAAGUAUGUUUUGGAAAGUACCAUCCGGUCUCUCAAAGACGCGAUUGGUUCAACGGAACCGGUGGCGAUGAAAUACAGCAAAUAUCUCGUGUUGGCGGAUUUGUGUCAUCGUCUGCUGAAUGCCGAACCCAACUUUUACUGGAGCUUAUUACGUGCCAAUAAGGAUGAUGUGUCGUUGGAAAUGGCCAAAUUGAUGCUUGAGAAGAAUUUUGUCGCCACGUUGACCAGUGCAAUCAGCGAUGUGGAUGUCAACUAUCCUCAAGCCAAGACAGUUCUCAACGCGAUGCUGCGCCCCUUGGAACAGUUGACCAAGUUGGCCAUCAAGAUUGAAAACACGGCGGCCAAAGAAGAUAAAAAGCGCGAUGACAUGCAAGCAUUUGUACCGACCGAUUCCGGUGAAGAAGAUGCCCCCGAUCUGUAUCGUAACUCUGCCCUCGGCAUGUUCGAUGGCAGCGUCAUGGAAGAAGAUGACAUGGAUGAUAUGGGCAGCUCAGAAGAAGAAGACGGUAUCAGUUAUGACGAAGAUGAUUACGAUGAAGAAAGUGGUAGCGACAUGUCGGACAUGAGCGAAGAAGAAUUGGAUGACGAUGACAUGGAUCAAGAAAUGGACGUGGUGAUGCAUCGUCAUCGCUACGAUUCUGAUAUGGAUGAAGACGAGGAUGAAAGUGAUGAAGACGAUCAUGACCAUGAUGACUCGGACGAAGAUUCUGAUCAUUCGCUUAAUACGGACGAGAGUGAUGACAUGGAUGACGAAGACGGUCGUGAAAUGACAUGGCACCUUGAAGAUAUUCAAGACGAAGAUGGUCCCGUGUUACAUGUUCGUACCGAAAUCGAAAUUGAUACCGAUGACGAACCCACUGAACAUCACCGACAUCGUCGCCAUGCACCUGACGCCUAUGAUGACGAGAGUCGGGAUUACGAUGUGCAUGAACAUUCCGAUUUUGAUGAAGACGAAGAAUCCGAGGCGUUUGAUGAAGAUGACGGUGAAUUAAACGACGGUGUACUCAUUGAUGAAACCGAUCUGGAUAAUCCUUUGCUUGCAGACGAAUUGGAAGCGAAUGAAGGUGAUGCGUUGGAAGAUGGUUGGCGAGCUGGUUCACGAUCCUUGGGCGGUAUUGGUUACGUGCCUCCGUUUGUGGGUGGAUCCGGUCUUGGAUAUCGACGACGUAUGGGAUUCCCUCGUGGUGGUCGACUUGCUCCAAGGGACGAUUUGUUCGUCGAACAUUUAGAUGAAAAUCACACCAUGCCAUUGUUUGACACAGGGUCGUAUCAAGUAGUGAGCCGACCUUUCCGAGGUCAUGGGGAUAACCGAGCCAGUACCAACAACGAAGACGAAGUGAUUACGCAUCCUCUCUUGACGAACCGCGCUUCUUCCAGCGCAACUGCCGAUCGUGGCAUGAUUCAUGCGCCGUCCCGAUCGCAGCGAUUGUCGGGGCUGGGUAACCUGCAAGCUUUCGAAGAUAUCAUCGGCGGUAGUGCGGUGCGAAUGUUGGAGAACUUGUUGAGCCAAGCCCCGGAUGUGGGUCACGGCGAAACAUUGCGUAUUGAUAUGUCGACACCGGCGCCUCACACGCAUCGAAGUGCAUUUGAUCUCGAAGCGAUUCCUCAUCAACCUCACACAAUGAAUCGAUCAACACCAAGAGACAAUGAAACGAUGCGUGACAUCAUUUCCAUUCUUCAGGAUUUCCACCCAUUGACUACGUCGCAACGCUGGCAGCAAGAAGUCAAGAUGCUGUACAAUGACAACAACGAACUUAUCACGGAAAAGAUUUCCAAAGUGAAGGAUGUUUUAGUGCAACGAUUGAUUCCUUACGCUAAAGAAGAGAAGAAGAAACUCGAAGAGAAGGAAGCUCAAGAUCGCCAGCGACGAGAAGAAGAAGAAGAUCGUAAACUAGAAGCAUGGAAGAAGAUCUUGGAUGAAGAAAAACAGCGCAGAGAAGCCGCCGAAGGCGAAGGCGAAGCCCAAGCCCAAGCCCAAGCCCAAGCCGAAGCUCCAACUCAAACUGAGGCACAAUCUCAGACGCAAGCUCCAUCCCAGACGCAAGUUCCCUCUGAGGCUCAAAUGCCAGCACCCGUUCCAGUUCAAACCGAGACAGCAGCCGAGAAUUCAAUGGAUGUGUCACCCGAAGAAACACCCUCUACGGCAGGUGCUGAAGGUGCCACCACCGAGGAAUCGACGGAGCAAGGCCGUACGACCAUCACGAUCAAUGGUGAAGCUGUGGACAUUUCAGGCACAGGUAUCGAUGUAGAAUUCCUUGAAGCGCUUCCGGAUGAUUUGAGAGAAGAAGUCGUGAAUCAGCACUUGCAAGAACGCCGGCCUUCCGUGCCAUCGGCUGCUGAUGAUUCUAUCAGUCCCGAGUUCUUGGACGCUUUGCCACCGGAUAUUCGCGAAGAAGUGCUCCAUCAAGAAGCCAUUGAACGUAAUCGUCGCGAUCGACAACGUCAAACCAGUCCCGGCCGUACCACGGCUCCUGCGACUACUCGACCGGAACCAACGACGAUGACGUCCUUGGAUGCUAUUGUUCGCGACUUUGGAGGUUUCCUCGAGAGUCAGAUUGGCACAAUCAACGGUAGCGACGAACCAGCAGCGGCGCCUUUCCGUAGCCGUUUAUUGCCAAGUCAUCGCCAUCCCUCUCGACGGGAGGGCGAGCCGUCUUCUUCAUCGUCCAAGAAACAAAGCGGACAUCGCGAUACUAUUCAGCUUGUCGAUCGAGCUCAGUUGGCGACACUCGCGCGUCUCUUGUUUGUACCUCAGUCCGCUACCAAGUCGCUGUUGAACCGAUUACUACUCAACCUGUGCGAGAACAGCAAAACGCGCGGUGAUCUGUUAUCGUUGUUGAUCUGCAUUUUGCAAGAUGGAAGUACGGAUCUGGCAGCGGUGGAUCGCAGUUUCAAUCAGUUAUCCCUCGGAUCCAAGGCGAAACAAGCGCCCAAGACGAAAUCGGCGGUGUCAAUGAACUUUGUUGGCGAAAACGUUCCGAAUUUGAUUACGCAGCGAUGUUUGGACUUUUUGCAUGUGGUUGUGUCAUGGAAUACCCAGUCGUUGACGUACUUUUUGACGGAAAAUGACAGCCUGGCCAACAUCAAGCGAAGCAACAGCAAAAAGGGCAAGGGCAAAGAAAAGCCGACCGUCCCUAGCAAAUACCCGCUCCUCGUACUGAUGAGUUUAUUGGACCGUCCCGUGUUCAUCAACAACUCGGCCCUCAUGGAACAAUUGAUGAAUCUUUUGGCCGCCAUGUGUCGUCCGUUCCCUCUGCUGGUAAAGAAGUACGAAGAAAAAGUCGAAAAUCAUCAGCAACAGCAGCAGCAGGUGGAAUCUCAAGACGCCGGCGAUAAAGCGAGCAAUGAACCUUCGGCUACUCCCUCGGUGAGUACGGACAAGCACGUUCCCAAACCGCCGACGAUCCCCGAACACUAUUUGAAAAUGGUGGUCCACGUUCUUACCCACGGUGAAUGUUCCAGUCGAACCUUCCAAUACACGCUUGGUGCCAUUUCUCACUUGGCCGCGUUGGACGGUGCUCUUCAGACGGUGACCAACGAACUGGUGGCAGCAGCCAAAAAGUCGGGAGAAAAGAUGCUUCGUGAUCUACAAGAACUGCUGCCUGUCCUUGAAAGCGCGAUGAGUGGUACCGAAAUCCAGGGUUCUUCGUUGGCCCAUUUCUCGGCGGCCACAUCUUAUCAAGCGAAAUUGCUUCGUGUGUUGAAAACGCUCGACUACAUGUAUUCUCGCAAAUCGCCGUCCAAUCAAGAUGACAAGGACAGCGAGGAGGAAAUGACCAAGAACGAGAAACAGGUUUUGCAAAUCUAUGAAGAUCUCGAGUUUCUGCCGCUUUGGAAGAUGUUGGGUCGUUGUCUUGCCGUGAUUCACGAAAAGGAAGAACUGAUCAAUGUCGCGACGGUGUUACUGCCUCUGAUUGAAUCGUUCAUGGUCGUCUCGAAAUACGCGACAGGGAAGGGUCAAGUCCAGCGGUUGAGUAACGAAGCGGCCUCGCCGAACCCGGAACAACAAGCAGGUGCGGAAUCGCCGGAUGAUUUCUUCUUUGCGUUUACCGAGGAUCAUAAAAAGAUUCUCAACAUCAUGGUGCGAAAUAAUCCAGCGUUAAUGAGCGGUUCGUUCUCUCUUUUGGUGCGAAACCCCAAGAUGCUUGAAUUCGACAAUAAGCGAAACUACUUUGUGCAGCAACUGCACAAGCGCACGGAACCUCGUGAACAUUUCCCUCCCUUGCAACUGAAUGUGCGUCGUCAGUACGUGUUUGAGGAUUCUUACCAUCAACUGCAAGGUCGUACCGGUGAAGAGAUCAAGUAUGGCAAGCUCAUGGUUCGGUUCUACGAUGAAGAAGGUGUGGAUGCCGGUGGUGUGAGUCGCGAAUGGUUCUCGGUGCUUGCACGUCAAAUGUUCAAUCCCAACUAUGCUCUUUUCAUCACGUCGGCGGCCGACAAGCUCACGUAUCAGCCGAACCGAGCGUCAUGGGUCAAUCCUGAUCACUUGAGUUUCUUCAAGUUUGUUGGUCGUGUGAUUGGCAAAGCCAUUUAUGACGGUCGAUUACUCGAUGCUUACUUUACGCGAUCGUUCUACAAGCAUAUUCUCAAUCGUGCGGUGGAUUAUCGUGAUGUGGAAGCGGUGGAUCCCGAAUACUACAAGAGUUUGGUGUGGAUGUUGGAUAACGAUAUCACGGACAUCAUUGAUCUCACCUUCAGUCUUGAAACGGACGAUUUCGGCACCACCAAGACGGUCGACUUGAAACCGAAUGGCCGUGAUAUCCCUGUGACGGAAGCGAACAAGCAUGAAUACGUCAAGUUGGUAACGGAGCACAAGUUGACGACCGCGAUCAAGGACCAGAUUGGUGCUUUCCUUCAAGGUUUCCACGAUGUGGUUCCUGCAGCUUUAAUUCAGAUCUUUAACGAGCAAGAAUUGGAGUUGCUCAUUUCCGGCUUACCGGAUAUUGAUAUUGACGAUUGGAAGAACAACACGGUUUAUGAGGGUGGUUAUUCGCCAUCCUCGCCUCAAAUCCAAUGGUUCUGGAGAGCCGUACGCAGUUUUGAUCAAGAAGAACGAGCGAAAUUACUACAGUUUGCAACCGGCACGUCCAAGGUUCCAUUGGAAGGAUUCAACCAUUUGCAAGGCUCCGGCGGUGUUCAGAAAUUCCAAAUUCACAAAGACUUUGGCGGCGAUGCACGAUUACCGUCUGCACAUACAUGUUUCAAUCAAGUGGAUUUGCCGGAAUAUGAUUGCUACGAGAAUCUGAGAAGCAGUCUAUUCAAAGCGAUUAGUGAAUGUUCAACUGGUUUCGGAUUUGUAUAAUAAUUAUGGCAUUUUUUCUACCUUUUUUUUUCCUCUGUCUCUCUGUCUCUCUCACUAUCUCUCUCUCUCUCUUUUCUUUUUAUUCUCGACACCUCUACAAUAAAUCAAAAAGUAAGCAAACCAACCCAUUGGCUUGGAAUAAAGCAACAUAAUUGAAGCAGCUGUGUGAGCUAUUAUGA
This is a messenger RNA of Radiomyces spectabilis, 11246 nucleotides long. RefSeq lists its product as uncharacterized. Gene Ontology annotation, biological process: protein polyubiquitination; proteasome-mediated ubiquitin-dependent protein catabolic process; positive regulation of protein catabolic process. Lineage: Eukaryota; Fungi; Mucoromycota; Mucoromycetes; Mucorales; Radiomycetaceae. The transcript is spliced from 18 exons. Bases 145 to 11067 code for a protein of 3640 amino acids. The record is from RefSeq and is a predicted model, not a curated record. Gene Ontology annotation, molecular function: protein binding; ubiquitin-protein transferase activity.